UAAAGUGCCUCUGGCCGCUGCCAGCCUUGGGACAGUGAGCAGGAGCUCCGAUCCCCGCAACCCGCCCGCGGAGACACCGAGGACGGCGACGUGUCGUGCCUGGGACCCGGCUUCUCCAAGCAGCCUGCUCCAUCGGAACAGCCCCAUGGCAAGGUUCCUGAGACUUUGCACCUGGCUGCUGAUGCUUGGCCCCGGCCUCCUGGCUAAGGUGCAGGCGGAAUGCAGCCAGGACUGUGCGACUUGCAGCUACCGUCUAGUGCGCCCCGGUGACAUCAACUUCCUGGCUUGCACGCUGGAAUGUGAAGGGCAACUGCCUUCUCUCAAAAUCUGGGAGACCUGCAAGGAUCUCCUGCAGGUGUCCAAGCCGGAGCUUCCUUGGGAUAGCAUCCACACACUCAGAGACGGAGGCAAACAGGAGGAGGGCCACUUGCUAGCCAAGAAGUAUGGAGGGUUCAUGAAAAGGUAUGGAGGCUUCAUGAAGAAGAUGGAUGAGCUUUAUCCUGCAGAGCCAGAAGAAGAAGCUAACGGAGGUGAGGUCCUUGCCAAGAGGUACGGGGGCUUCAUGAAGAAGGAUGCCGACGAAGGGGACACCCUGGCCAACUCUUCCGACCUGCUGAAAGAGCUGCUGGGAACAGGCGACAACCUCGCGAGAGAGGGUCACCACCAGGAAAGCAGUGACAACGAUGAAGACAUGAGCAAGAGGUAUGGGGGCUUCAUGAGAGGCCUCAAGAGAACCCCCCAGUUGGAAGAUGAAGCCAAAGAGCUGCAGAAGCGCUAUGGGGGCUUCAUGAGAAGGGUGGGCCGCCCAGAGUGGUGGAUGGACUACCAGAAGCGAUAUGGAGGCUUCCUAAAGCGCUUUGCUGAGUCUCUACCCUCAGACGAAGAAGGUGAAAGUUAUUCCAAAGAAGUUCCUGAGAUAGAAAAAAGAUAUGGGGGGUUCAUGCGAUUUUAAUACCUUUUCCCUGCAGUGACCCCAGGUCCCCACCAGCCUCCUCUAUCCCCAGUAAGCAAUUGCCUCAUCACUCAUGUUUGUUGUCAUGUGCUGCUUGUGUUGUACGGUGGUUCUCAUGGUCUGGAUAGCUACACUGCCUGAAAGCUGUGACUUGGGGUCUAUGUUCUUUCCAGUCUUGAAGCUCAGUAUUGGUCUAUUGCAGCUCUCUCAUCAUCAUGCUGAAAUCAGAUUUGUUACCUCAUCCCUUAUUUUUGACAAACUGUCAGUAAAUGCUUAAUUGUAUAUAGAUAUAAUAAACCCAUUUUCCCAACUGCA
Messenger RNA from Nannospalax galili (Upper Galilee mountains blind mole rat), 1267 nucleotides. It is a transcript of the gene Penk, whose product is annotated as proenkephalin. Gene Ontology annotation, biological process: sensory perception; neuropeptide signaling pathway; chemical synaptic transmission. The coding region runs from base 146 to 952 and encodes 268 amino acids. Gene Ontology annotation, molecular function: opioid receptor binding. The transcript has 4 exons. NCBI's taxonomy places the organism in Eukaryota, Metazoa, Chordata, Mammalia, Rodentia, Spalacidae. The record is from RefSeq and is a predicted model, not a curated record. Gene Ontology annotation, cellular component: plasma membrane; dendrite; neuronal cell body.